CGCCGGGGCUUGAGGACGGCGGCUGCUUAGAGGCUGAGGCUCCGAGGUUCCAGGUCGGCGAAAAUGGCUUCUCUCGCGCGGACUUUACGCUUUGCUGCCCUCAUCAGACCCUCAGCGGUGCUCAGCGUGGUGCCGAGAGCUGCGACAGUAGGAUGCCUGCACACACUGACCUCGAGGGAGAGUAGACUGUCCAACACAACGCUUUUAUCGGCGAUCACGAAGGCCACCAGUGGGGUCCGCAGCUACAGUGCCAAGGAACCUCUGACCUUAGACCUCAUCCAGCAGAGAGUCAUGCUGGUUCUUAAGCUGUAUGAUAAGGUCAACCCUGACAAGCUCGCCGUGGAUUCUCACUUCAUGCAAGAUCUGGGUCUAGAUUCCUUGGAUCAUGUAGAAGUCAUCAUGGCCAUGGAGGAUGAAUUUGGUUUUGAAAUCCCAGAUGGUGAUGCAGAGAAGCUGUUGCGACCUGCUGAUAUCAUCCGAUACGUGGCAGAUAAAGAAGAUAUUUAUGAAUAGUUUGGUUAAGCUAGAUUAUGGAAAAGGGAAAGGACUUCCCGUAGGCCAUCACCUGCAUUGUCAGCAGCAGUUGGGCAAAAGUGGGAGUAUGCAAGAAGCCUUGGUACUGGGGAAAUCCAUGCAGUGGGGUUUGUAUGGCGUUGUAAAUAAUUCUAGUUGAAAAGAAGUUUCCACACAAUGUAAACCGGUUCAUUAAAAGUCUUUUUAUUUUCUACAAUGAAGAAUAGGCCACAUAAAUUUUGAUGGUAGCAUCAUAGAAUUUAACUAAUCUGUUCUUCACAGUAAACUACUUCUUUUUUUUUUUUCUUUUUUUUUCUUUGAACAUGUGUAAUAAUAGUUUAUGUACAGAUGCCUAAUAAACUUAUAAAAUAAAA
Messenger RNA from Penaeus indicus, 887 nucleotides. It is a transcript of the gene ND-ACP, whose product is annotated as acyl carrier protein, mitochondrial-like. Gene Ontology annotation, cellular component: mitochondrion. Gene Ontology annotation, molecular function: acyl carrier activity; acyl binding. The record is from RefSeq and is a predicted model, not a curated record. Bases 64 to 513 code for a protein of 149 amino acids. Gene Ontology annotation, biological process: fatty acid biosynthetic process. NCBI's taxonomy places the organism in Eukaryota, Metazoa, Arthropoda, Malacostraca, Decapoda, Penaeidae. The transcript has 4 exons.